GUCAAAUCACUGCCGUUGACAAUUGUUUUCGGGCGUGUUACCGCUGUUGUAUCUUGAAAACAACGCUUUGGUGGCUUGUGGAGGAUGGACCCUGCGGAAAGUAAAGCUUUCUCGUCAUACAGGAGCCGCUACGUGGCACUAAGUAUUAAGGAGGUAUUGGCAGCGUUACCGAUGCAGAGUUCGGAUCGUUUACUCGACGUAUGCUGUGGAUCAGGUGAACUCACCAAAGCGUUGGCUGACCAGCUACAGACGGGACGUGUAACAGCAAUUGAUAUCAAUCCGCAAAUGGUAGAAAUUGCCGAAUCCGCGAACACCUCACCCAACAUAACAUUUGCUGUAGCUGACGCCGGUAACGCCGAUACAUUUCUCAGCACCUGGAAGAACUCUUAUGAUAAAGUACUGUGUUAUUAUUCACUUUACCUCAUUAAAGACUGGGAGGCAGUCACAUUAAAAGGAAUAUAUGAAUGCUUAAAACCAGGAGGAAUCGCGUUUUUGAACACGUUGGCGGCGUCUACCCACGUAUUUCAGAUAGGAAAAGACGGCUUGCAUUUUCCAAAAUGGAAACAGUAUUUUGAGGAUUAUGAAUAUCCGAUGCAUGGUGUCACUAAAGACUACUUCAAGGAGGCCUUGGAAAAAGUUGGCUUUAAGAUUAAAUCUUUUCAGUUUAGUGUGAGAAGUCUGGAUGCUGAUAAUGACCAAACAGCUAGAAACAUAUUUAGACCUUUCACGUCGCAGAGUAACUGUGUUCCAGCUGAGAAGAGGGAGCAAUAUAGGGAAGAGUUUUUCCAAUACUUCAAAAAACAAUCCAAAGAUACGGAUGACGGCACUAUGCGAUGGGAACUUGAGGUGAUCACUGUCGUUGUCGAGAAGUGAAAUCGGACAUGAUGCAGACGUUCUCACUAACCUAAUACUACCAAGUAGCGAUAGUCGUUUCACGUGUUUUUUUAAAGGGCG
Messenger RNA from Saccoglossus kowalevskii, 954 nucleotides. RefSeq lists its product as uncharacterized. The record is from RefSeq and is a predicted model, not a curated record. Lineage: Eukaryota; Metazoa; Hemichordata; Enteropneusta; Harrimaniidae.